GAAAGCUCGCGACGCAAUUGGCCCACGGUUGCUCCGAAAGCUGCCGGGGCGGAGACGUUCUCCCGAUGUAUAUAUAUCUACUCCCGCCUCCGCGCCCGCCAGUCCACUCGCCGCCCGCAGCGUACGCACACGUAGCGCGCUCGCUGUCGCUAUUAGUGCUUCCAAGUGAUCUAAAAUGGUGAAGUUCGAAGGAGAUUUUAGUAUAAAUGCUAUACUGAUGAACCAUGCGGUGGCCAAACCACCGCCGUCACCGACGAAUUCGUCAAACACUACACCUUCUGAGGAGGAUCUUAGUGAUUCGGAACUCGACGUCACAGGAACGGAACCCGUCGACUGCACGAAGCCAAGAGAAGAAAAAGAGAAAGAAAAAAAAAAGCAUGAAAAACCCGCCUACAGCUACAACGCUCUUAUUAUGAUGGCGAUUCGCAACAGUCCCGAAAAACGUUUGACGCUCAACGGUAUAUACGAAUACAUCAUGACCAACUUUCCUUACUACCGGGAGAACAGACAGGGUUGGCAGAACUCGAUCCGCCACAACCUGAGUUUGAACAAGUGCUUUGUGAAAGUGCCGCGACAUUACGACGAUCCUGGAAAAGGCAACUACUGGAUGUUAGACGCGUCUGCUGAGGAUGUGUUUAUUGGAGGAACGACGGGCAAGUUGCGUCGGCGCUCCGCCCUCAACGGACGCUCCCGGCUCGCUUGCUUCAAGAGACCACUAUUUCCCGGUGCUCCUCUCGCCGGUGCGUACCCUCCGGCCACGUAUUCUCAGCUAGUCGGUCUCUACUCUCAACUGCUCUAUCAGAGGUACGCUCCGAUACAGAUGAAAACACCACCGGUUACACCGAGCGCAGUCCACCCUGCGUUCCGAGGAGAAAUGGGCUAUGGAAACCUUCCGUAUUCCCCAAGCCUGUACGGAGAGAGGUUACCGAAUCCUCCGUUCAUGGGCCAGUCUCCGUUGCUGCAGAACUCGUUACAAACAUCAGCGAUGCUGGCACAGACGUCACCGCUGCUACCACCGUCACCACCCAACAUGCACUCACCACCGACGUCGGGCGCGUCGAGCCCGGAGCUACCGUCGCCGUCUCACCACCCCCUCACGGCACACAUCUACAAGCCGGUGACGGUACUCACGCGGCAGUGACUGCAGGCGUUCAAUAAUCUCAAGAGGCUGACAUAUGAACAAUCUGUGAUUUAGAUGUAGUUAGUUACUCUCGUACUCCAGUGUCUAGGCUUAUCUCAUGGUAAUUAGUGUUAAUCUGCAAUAAUAGACAUUGUUGGUACCUGUAGCAUUCCGCUAUCGCUUGUUACUACGCUGUAUAUUCUAUCGUAAAUGUAAAUAGCUUCCAAAGUGUAUAUUUAUUAAAUUAUUAGUGUUAAGAUUAGAGAUGUAAUGAAUAAACAAAAUAUUUCACAUUAAAA
Molecule: messenger RNA, 1419 nt
Organism: Melitaea cinxia (Glanville fritillary)
Lineage: Eukaryota; Metazoa; Arthropoda; Insecta; Lepidoptera; Nymphalidae
Gene: Foxg1
Product: fork head domain transcription factor slp2-like
Exons: 1
Coding region: 176-1141 (321 amino acids)
Biological process (GO): regulation of transcription by RNA polymerase II
Cellular component (GO): nucleus
Molecular function (GO): sequence-specific double-stranded DNA binding; DNA-binding transcription factor activity
Source: RefSeq, a predicted model, not a curated record